CUGAGAGUUUUGGGGGUGUCCAAUAGUAGUCAACCUGAAGGUUAACACGUGAUGGUCUCAGAAGACAACCAACAGCCGGAGUCCAAUAGUGGUCAACCUGAUGGUCAAAACGUGAUGGUCUCAGAAAACAACCGACAGCCGGACUCCAAUAGUGGUCAACCUGUAUCUAAGACCCCUAUUGAUAAACAGUCCGAAGACAGCCAACCGCAAAAGACCCCUGAUAAAGGCCAAUCUGAGAAGAAUCUGGCAGAUGAUAUUGCUAAAGCUGAUGCGAAAGGUAUGGGAGCAAAGCUGAAUUCGAAGGUUGUCAGGGAUAAGGCUGCUGGGGUGAAAAAGAACUUGGAUUCGACGUUUGGUAAUGCCGAUGCAACAAAUGCUGAUUUGGUCUCUGAUUCUCCUGGUAAGGAACCACCAUUCGGACGCGGUUGCAGGGGCUUAGGGAAAAGAAAUAACUUAGCGGCUGAUUUGGACAGGAAUGAAGCUGAGUUAAAGAAGAAGCAGAAGCAAGAAGAAGCUGAGUUGAAGAGGAAGAAGAAGCAAGAAGAGGCUGAGUUAAAGCAGAAGCAGAAGAAAGAAGAGGCUGAGUUAAAGAAGAAAGAGAAGCAAGAAGAGGCUGAUUUAAAGAAGAAGAAGAAGAAGCAAGAAGAGACUGACUCAAAGAAGGAUAUUCCUACUUCAAAAAGGACUCGCAGUGGUACAAUAAGAAUACCCAUUCCGACUAAACAAAUUAAGAACACCAAGUAUUCAGAUGAACUGUGGCCGGAAUCUGAUGUGGAGGAAGAUGAAAGGAAAAGGUGUGGAAGAAUAAAGGAGUAUCGGCUGAAAGCUGUUCAAUUAUCUCCAGAUGGGUCUCAAAUGAGUGCGGAAUUUGGUCUUUCUGUACCAUUUCCCCACAUCGGAGACAAUGUAACGACGUGCAUGAGAAAAGGUUUUGAACCUUCACCUGCAAUAUAUGAUCCCCUAGGACCUGUUGAUCCGGUUAAAAGGGAUAAUCUUUUGCAACACCUAAAGCCACACGAGGAAAUUCCACAUGGAGAAGCUCACGAGGAUAUUGAGUUCUACAGAAUCCUCAUCACUCCAAGACCUUGGCCCAUCAAAGAAUAUGGAUGGCUGGUUCAAAAUGUAAGUAUGUAGCUGAGUUAUAUUUACUUUACGGCUAAGUUAUAAGUAUGGUACAGCUGAGUUAUAUAUUAUCUGUGCAGCAUAUUGCUUCUUAUAUUAGAGUCCUCAUUCAAAGGUCCAAACAAGAUCCCAGUCCAUUCUGGUCCAAGCGCGUUGCCUUUAUAGUCUCUUGGUUCCUUGAAUCUUGGGUUCACGAUUAUAAGCAGUUCGAAGUCAAACCGGAAAUGGUCAAAUUCAAAGGAAGUGGUUACGAAGGGUUAGCAAACGGUUUGAUCCCCACAGACAUUCAGACAAAGUUGCGGUGGUUUACAGAUGUAGAUCACUUGUACAGAGUGAUUAAUACUGGCGGCAAUCAUUGGGUGGCUUUUCACGCGGAUCUGCAUAAAGAGAAGGUUGAUUGCUAUGAUUCCAUCGUUGGAGAGCAAACACUCGAAAGUGAUCUGAGAAUGCUAAAUUUCUUUGGGCCGCUUACUCGUAUGCUCCCUGCGAUUCUGAAUGCCCUUAUUCCUGAUGAUAUCCGAGUCCCUACCAAGAAAGAGUUUGUAUUCAGACGAAGAACAAAACGUAUUGUUCCACAAAACAACCUGAGAGGCGACUGUGGAGUGUAUUCAUUGAAGUUCGUCGAAUGUCUAGCGCUUGGUGUAGCUUUUGAUGGGAUAUCGGAUGAAAAUAUUCAAGGUCUGAGAAUGAAGAUGGCAGCAGAUGUCUUCAAUGAAGGAAGUUGUUGUAGUUUGGUAGGGUCGUUUGGCGAUGAAUGAAGAUGAGUUUUGUAUGACUUAUGGCUAGAUAUUUUGUACUUGACUUAAAGUUAUGAUUUGUUUAUCGUAACUCAGCCACCUUGUUUAAAUUACGCAGCCGUUACGUUAGAUAUAGCUCAGCCAAACCUCAAACCAUACCCUAAAAUAGGGAAAUAUUUAAUAAGUCAGCCGAUUCGUCUUCAUAAAACAGCCGUUUAGGUAGAUAUAGCUCAGCCAAACCUCAAACCAUACCCUAAGAUAGGAAAAUAUUUAAUAAGUCAGCCGAUUCGUCUUCAUAAAGCAGCCGUUAAGGUAGAUAAAAGUCAGCCAUACCUCAAACCAUACCCUGAAUUAAAAUAAUUGAUAUGUUUAUACUUAAAAAUGUUAUAACAUUCCCUAAUAAGUGAAUAUAUAAUCAACCGAACGUCUCUUAUUUAUUUAAUUAACGAGUUUAGAAUCGAUCAUGAUCUUGAGGUAUAUGUUGUCUUGCAGUUACUUAAACCCUUACAUGUAGAUAUAGAGUGUGAUCAUAAUACAACUUUCCUAAACUAUAUACAACGCAUUUUAAGACUAAAUUUAUGUUAUUUGUUAUAUUUAUCAUACCGUUAUUCCAAAUCCUAAACAUAAAAUCCCUAAAUAAACAAAACUAAACUCUAAAUACUAAACCCUAAACCCUAAAUCCCAAAUAUUAAUUCAGCUGUAAUAGGCUAUAUAACUCGGCCGCCACGUUUGUUAAAUGUUGUCGUUUGGCGGGAAAUAAGAUAAAUGAAUUUUGAGAAAUUUCAAUUCCCGCCGUUUCACGUUCUGUGUUUCUCUAUAUAUAGUGCCCUCUUUAAUACCCUUUCUUACGCAUUUAUCUCUCUAGAAAAAACCUAAACAAUAUCUCUCUAUCCCCAUCAAAAGCCAUGCCGAUUGUUCCUGAAAAUUCAGAGAGGUUAGAGAACAGUGUUUUUGCGAUACUAAGCUCUGCAAAUCGUGAAAACCUCCCUGUUCUAUACCCUGGUCCGUGUGACUUGCUUGACACAACCAGCCCUACAUGGUUCAUGCAUGGCCGACAUACUGUGACAUUCCCGAUCAUUUUAAAGAACGCUGGUUUCUUCAACUCGUUGUAAGGCCCGACAUUUGUUCAUAUAUAUUAAUAUAUACCAUUGGUCUGUAAUCUUUGUAUUUUUUGUUUGCCGUAGCGGACAAACACAUGGGAUCAAAGGCAUCAUUUGACAGUUUGGCGUAAUUUUAAUCUUGUGGCCAGAAGUCUAUUUCGUUGUCAGAUGCCCCUUUUGAGGUGGACUUGGUUGGAAGGAGGCGAGAAGCCAACUUGGAUGCUAACCAGCGUUUGGCUUGAUCUCUGCCACAUGUUUGAAGAGUCUGGUCCAGAUAAUUUUGGUUCCUGAAAGUCUUUUCGUGUCUGUAUUUUAAACUUCAUUAUUUCAGCCAUAACUUGUUUCAAUGAUUCAGCCGCAACUAGUUUGAAUGUAAUCUCGGCCACACAUUUUAUAUAAUUCAGCCAUAACUUAUUUCAAUAACUCAGCCGUAAUUGUAUUUUGAAACGCAUUAUUUCUGUUUGUGAAUGUUAUCUCGGCCACAUAUCUAAUAUAAUUAAGGUAUAACUCAGCGAUCAUUUUAUUUAAAUAAGUCAGGCAUAUCGUAUUUAAAUAACUCAGUCAUCAUUGUAUUUAAAUAACCCAGCAUCGAUUUAAUUUUAAGUGGCGGUAUAUGGGAAGUUCCAUCAUUAUGCGCGUGGGAAAAUUUGGCUGCAAUGAUAAUAUCGAGACUCAUUAUUACGAGUUUUUAUAUAUAUGUUUCAUUUACAAUAUCGAGACACUGAUAUUAUAUUGUAUUUUAUAUAUUUAAUAGUAUUAUAUCUGUGAUGUCGAAUCUCUUCUUACAAAGUAAAACAAUUUUUAGUUUCCAAGGACUUUGAAAUCUAUUUUAACAAUGUCUUCCUCAUCCUUCACCUCAGGAAAUUAUUACAGACGACGUAGGAAUACGGAAAGAGGAACGCCGAAAGAGUGUUGGUGUGGUGCACCAUCUGACAUUUUUACAUCUGGAAGCGAAACAAAUCCAGGAAGAUUGUACUAUUGCUGUGCAAAAGGAUAUCAUAAGGUUAGUUCUGGUUCUUAUUUCCCAUGUUCGCAAACGUAAUACUUAGAUCUGGUUACAUUGGUGAAAACAGAGUCAUUUAUUCAAAUGGGCGGAUGAGUGCUUGGUGGAAGAGGUUGAAGAUAUUAAGGCAGUGAUAAAUGGCAUGAAUAUAGACAUCUCGGAGUUGCGAGUUAACGUUGCUCGGUUGGCGAAUGGAGUAAAGACAGAAUCUGAGAGAAAAGGAGGCGAAUGUUUGAGUGAGAGUCGGUGUUUGAGGAAUGUGGUUGUUUGUGUGGCUGGAAUGGCGAUACUUUGCUACUACUACUUCUCUGUUUAGUCAUGUUUUCUCACAUAAGUCAGCUUUCGCGUAUUAUGUAACUCAGCCUUUAUUAACUUUUAAGUUGUUUUAACUCAGUCGUAUGUAACAAAACUAUGCGUUUAUUAAUAUAUAACUCAGCCGUUAAAUCAAAUUGAUAAAAGCGAGAAUGUUUUGUUACCUCUGGUAAAUGACAUAAAUAGUCUUUGGUUAGUUUUAUUUACUUUUAUGCUCAUAUAGUCUCAUCAACCAGUAACAUUGAUUGACCUAACAAUUAGAAAAAAAAAACAUUGUCGGAAACGGAGAAGGAACCGCAAGGAUACGAAAUCGCCGUCGACAUUGUGUUUACUUCCUCUUCCUAAAAAUAACUAUGAGAUCUCCGUUAUCGUUAUCGUUAUCGUUCGUUUGUACGAAAUCGUCUUUGCCGCAUUCAUAUCUACAAGUUCGUCUUUUCGGUAGGAUGUCGUGACGUUAAAUAUUGAUUUGGGGUUUUGUUUCGAGUGAGUUAGGGCUAUGUUUCGAGUGAGUUAGGGUGUAGUUGUGAUUAGGUUAUUGUUGUGUUGUAGCUGAGUUAUUGUUAUGUUGUGGCAGAGUUAUUGUUAUGUUUUCCCUGAGUUAUUGUUAUGUUGUGUCUGAGUUAUUUUAAUGUUGUGGCAGAGUUAUUGUUAUAUUCAUUGAGUUAUUGUUAUAUGUCGUGACUGAGUUAAUGUUUGUUUAUUUGUUCAGAUGGAUGUUUCUGAUGUUAAAUCACGGGGUUACCCUCCAAGACUUUAUCAUGUAGGGUCUUCUAACCUAGAAAAUAAAGAUAUUAAUCACAAUUUCCGUUCACGAGAUUUACCUCAUAUUAUAGAAACACUAGGAGAAGAUGUAUGGAAAGCACUGGUGAACUCUCCCAUUGGAGUAGUUGCUAGGCUAGUUGAACGCCGAAGCGUGUGGUCUGGUAGAACAGUACACUAUCUACUAUGUAGACAGCUGCGAGUACAUAGGAAGGAGAUAUGGAGUCUGGUGGUUGAUGAGCCUAUCAGGUUUAGCUUGGUAGAAUUUGGUGAGAUAACUGGGUUAAACACUGGUCCAUUGCCAACAAAAAGUUUUGAACCUGAUCCUGAUAAAUACAAACCGUUUUGGGCGAAGCUGAAGGUGUCGCUUGGGAGGGGACCCACGUUGGAUGAACUGAAGAACUCAAUAGAGAUCUGCCCGAGUUGGACAUUUGAAGAGCGUAAAUGGCUAGGGCUAUUAGUUCUUCAACACAUGGUACUUUAUUGUUUGCAUCAAAAUUCUCGGGUGCCAUUUGAAAGUGCCAAAAGAGUGUUUGACGAUGAAGCCAUGAAGUCGUAUCCAUGGGGUCAGACUGCAUACGAAGUUCUCAUUGACUCUAUUAAAACGUUGGCUCCAGACAGGGGGUCAUACACAUUAAGCGGCCUAAAGGAUGCGUUAUUGAUUUGGGCGUAUGAAUCCAUCGUCUGCUUUGGCGAGUGUUUUGGGAGAGUGGUGAAUAAUGAAGACGUUCCACUUUUACGAUGAGGUGGAAAGCGUACUCGUGCAAAUUUCGAAAACUUGUUGUCUGCCGAGAUAAAACAACAUAGCCAGGUAAGGUGUAACGCUGCGUUUUGAUUUCUUAAGUGGCUGAUUUAUUAGACUUAAUGGCUGAGUGUUGUGUUUAUUUGGUGGCUGAGUUAUAUUAUGACCUGGUGUUACAGGUGCGUGUUAGGAGAAUGGUUUCGAAGGAGUCAAUCGAAGAGUUGUUGCCUGAAUGGUCGUGUCAACCUGACGACCCACAACUCGUUAACUUGAUAACAGACAUACAUGCAGGUAGAUUUGUGAAAGGUUUUUGGGAAGUGCAUGGAAAUGCGGAGGGGAAGGGUAACGAGAAGAAGAAGAAAGCUGAGCCACCCA
Molecule: messenger RNA, 6150 nt
Organism: Brassica rapa (field mustard)
Lineage: Eukaryota; Viridiplantae; Streptophyta; Magnoliopsida; Brassicales; Brassicaceae
Product: rho GTPase-activating protein gacO-like
Source: RefSeq, a predicted model, not a curated record